AGAGGGCUGAACGAGGCGCCAUGGCAGAGCAGCAGCCCGCGGCCGACAGCCCCAGUGAGUUCAACGUCUUUAUUAAGACUUUGUUUGGCAAAACUUUUGUCAUCCCAGUGUCUCUGGAUACCAGUGUCCGGGAGCUCAAGGCCAAGCUGAACGCACAGGACCCCUCCCUGCUCCCCGAAAUGGGAAGGCUGAUCUACGGCAGCAAGCAGUUGGAGGACGACCAGACCCUGCGGUACUAUAGAGUCAAACCCGAGUCCUCUUUGUAUCACCUACGAAGGUUGCGAGGUGGUGGCGCAGGUCUCGAGUUUCCAGGUAAGGUCACGUCCUGGUCCUCACUGAGAACCUGGUGCUGUGGGGCUGGUGGAGCUGCACGGUGGUGAGCGCAGGACCACAACUCACUGCAUGGUGGUGAGCAUGUCCCUGCCACGGCCAUGGAGGAGGAUGUGGAAGUUGUGGGAGAUGUCGGAGCAUGUACACGAGAGGACUAGUGUGGUUGGUGGGAUCAGGAAGGUUGGGUGAAGGCUGCUUCAGGAUGGUUUCUUCUCCCAAACAUGGGUCAAAAAUGACAAUGUCUUCCUGUUCCUGUUACAGACCUCCUCACACGGCGUUUACUCUAUCAGCGAUCUCGGCUUAAAAAGGCCUCAAAGAGCGCAGAGGUGAGGUCUGGCAGGACACGAUGCCUGGGGCUGGGGUGCCUGAGUGAGGAGCACCAUGGGGCUGGGGAGGAAGGCACAGCUGCAGCGCAUGGAGUCACAGCCAGCCCUGAGGAUGGGCAGUCCGGCACUGCCCAUCGCCACCACAGCAGCGUGCAGGGCAGCAGGAGCUGGUGGGCGCUGUCCUCAGCCGCCGGAGAGGGACCUCACCCUUCCGGCAGGCCAGGCGGGCACAGCUCCUGCCCCAGCCUGUUCCCUCCCUGCGGGAGCGGGGCGCAGGGCCAGCACUACACCUGAUGCCGGGGAUGUUGCUUAUGCUCUCAGACCUCUCCUCCUGCCUCCAGCAGGCAAGCACAGCUGGAGAGGAGAACUACAGCUUGUGAGCGUUUUCCCCUUUGUUCCCCUCUGCAGGAGAGAUAUCACAGGGUGAAGUUGGGAUCAUUGCCAUGGAAGAAGUGUGGCUGCAUG
This is a messenger RNA of Athene cunicularia (burrowing owl), 1121 nucleotides long. Its product is annotated as ubiquitin-like. The coding region runs from base 21 to 380 and encodes 119 amino acids. Gene Ontology annotation, cellular component: nucleus; cytoplasm. Gene Ontology annotation, molecular function: protein tag activity; ubiquitin protein ligase binding. The transcript is spliced from 2 exons. The record is from RefSeq and is a predicted model, not a curated record. Gene Ontology annotation, biological process: modification-dependent protein catabolic process; protein ubiquitination. Lineage: Eukaryota; Metazoa; Chordata; Aves; Strigiformes; Strigidae.